This is a messenger RNA of Calypte anna (Anna's hummingbird), 1765 nucleotides long. It is a transcript of the gene HMGCS2, whose product is annotated as 3-hydroxy-3-methylglutaryl-CoA synthase 2. The transcript has 10 exons. NCBI's taxonomy places the organism in Eukaryota, Metazoa, Chordata, Aves, Apodiformes, Trochilidae. Gene Ontology annotation, cellular component: mitochondrion. Gene Ontology annotation, biological process: acetyl-CoA metabolic process. The record is from RefSeq and is a predicted model, not a curated record. The coding region runs from base 51 to 1574 and encodes 507 amino acids. Gene Ontology annotation, molecular function: hydroxymethylglutaryl-CoA synthase activity.
CUCCCUGUCCCUCUGUCCCUCCCUCCUUCCCUGCAGCAGCCCGGGAGAAGAUGCUGCGCUUGGUCAGCCGUGCUGCCCGCUGCUGGGGGGCAAAGCGGGCACCCCCGGGGCCGGAGAGGGCACCCCGGGGGGCCCAGCACCCCAUGGCUGUGCAGAAGGCGUGCCUCUCCAGUGCUGCAGGGACGGGCACCUGGCCCAAGGACGUGGGCAUCCUGGCACUGGAGGUGUACUUCCCAGCCCAGUAUGUGGAGCAGGAGGAGCUGGAGCAGUACGAUGGGGUGGAGGCUGGCAAGUACACCCGGGGCUUGGGCCAACAGCAGAUGGGCUUCUGUGCUGCUCAUGAGGACAUCAACUCCUUGUGCCUGACCGUGGUGCAGCGGCUGGUGGAGCGUGGGCACCUCUCCUGGGGUGACAUUGGCCGCCUGGAGGUGGGCACAGAGACCAUCAUUGACAAGUCCAAGGCUGUCAAGACCGUCCUCAUGCAGCUCUUCCAUGACUCGGGCAACACUGACGUGGAGGGCAUCGACACCACCAACGCCUGCUAUGGGGGCACAGCCUCACUCUUCAAUGCAGCUGCAUGGGUAGAGUCCAGCGCCUGGGAUGGUCGCUACGCAGUGGUUGUGUGUGGGGACAUUGCUGUCUAUGCCACGGGGAACGCACGGCCCACGGGAGGUGCUGGAGCCAUCGCCAUGCUGGUGGGACCCAACGCCCCCCUGGUGCUGGAGAGAGGUCUCCGGGGAACUCACAUGGAACAUGCCUAUGAUUUCUACAAGCCAGACCUGUCCUCUGAGUACCCAGUGGUGGAUGGGCAGCUCUCCAUCCAGUGCUACCUGCGGGCACUGGACCGCUGCUACGCCGUGUACCGACGGAAGGCAGAGAGCCAGUGGCAGCAGGCUGGCAUCCAGAGGCCCUUCACCCUCGAUGACUUCAAGUACCUCAUCUUCCACACACCUUUCUGCAAGCUGGUGCAGAAGUCAGUGGGGAGGCUGCUGCUGAAUGAUUUCCUGGCCUCCCCCAACCCUGACACAGCCACUGGCAUCUACAAGGGGCUGCAGCCCUUCCGUGGUGUGAAGCUGGAGGACACCUACACCAGCAAGGAGGUGGAGAAGGCAUUUCAGGCAGCCAGCCAGGAGAUCUUCAACCAGAAGACCAAGCCCUCCCUGCUUCUCUCCACCCGCAAUGGCAACAUGUACACUCCAUCCAUGUAUGGCUGCCUGGCUUCCCUCCUGGCACAAUCCUCAGCACAGGACCUUGCUGGCUCCCGGAUCGGGGCCUUCUCCUAUGGCUCUGGGCUGGCUGCCACCAUGUUCUCCCUCCGCGUCUCCCAGGAUGCGACCCCGGGUUCCCCCCUGGAUAAGCUGCUCUCCAGCCUGGCUGAGCUGCCAGCUCGCCUGGAUGCUCGCAAGCGCAUGGCCCCCAAGGACUUCGCCGAGAUCAUGAAGCAGAGGGAGGAGACCCAUCACUUGGCCAACCAUGCCCCCCAUGGCUCCCAGGAGGAUCUGUUCCCCGGCACCUGGUACCUGACACGGGUGGAUUCCAAGUACCGCCGGGAAUACGCCAGGAAGCCCCUCUAGGAGGACCAGAGGGAUGGGAAACCUCACCUUGGAUGAAUGGCUGGGAAGCAGCUGGCAGUGCCUCAGGCCCCAGGGAUGGUGGAGCUGGUGGAGCCAGCAGCAUUUUCUGUGAACACCCAGGCAGGGUGGGGGAAUAAAGGCAAGGAUCAGAGAGGGCAGCAGUUGGACUCUGGCUCCUGGUUCUGAGUGGU